Molecule: messenger RNA, 1995 nt
Organism: Colossoma macropomum (tambaqui)
Lineage: Eukaryota; Metazoa; Chordata; Actinopteri; Characiformes; Serrasalmidae
Exons: 2
Coding region: 78-1226 (382 amino acids)
Source: RefSeq, a predicted model, not a curated record
UACACAGUUUGGACUGGGGAUUGGGUGAGUAAGCCCCGCCUCAUGAAAGCAUAACCAGUGAAAUCUGACUUUUGGUCAUGGAAAGGCAGCAGAAGAGCUCUGAAGUCUUUAUUCACUCAGUCUUAUUCACCGCGUUAUUGCAGGUCUUCAUCCAGCUGGCAACAACUAUGUUCCUUUGGCUGUCCAGUAAGAUCUUCUCCCACUCUGUGUGCCUCAUCAUUCUCAGCUGGCUAGGUUGCUCUGCAGAUGAGGUCAUAAAAAAUUACUACACCUCCACCUACGGGGAGCUUUGUUAUGACACCUGCCAAACGCAUGGAAACAGCUACUACUGGUGCCACACCAGAAAGGGCUGGGAUUACUGCUCUCCAUCAGAGAACAGAGAUUAUGAAGGCAAUGCUUGUCAAGAUGAUCAUCCUUGUGGAAAGCAUGGUGAAAAUUACUACUGGUGCAAUAACCAGGGCUGGUUUCCACGCCGGAGUUACUGUGGGCCAGUGGAACCCAAGACAAUCUUACAUAUAAGUUCAAAGUACCGGCGUUCGUGCAUUGAUGACUGUUCAUUUGAUGAGUCUUCUAAUUACUUCUGGUGCCACACUGAUGAAGGCUGGGAUUACUGCUCCCCAGUGCCUGAUGUCACGUACAAGAAUGUGCCCUGCCGGUCAGAUCACUUUUGUGGCGACCAUGGCUACAGUUAUAACUGGUGCUGGGUAACAGAAUCAGAGUGGGAUUACUGUGGGGUUAUUAAACCAGGUGAAUGUACUUACUACUCCACUCAACGUAAGAAAAGGCAACCAAAUAAUGCAGUGGUGUUCUGUACCCGGAAGGAUGGGGGAAAUCAGGUAGAAACCAUUUUCUACGCUGAGCCAGACCCUACAGCAUUGGCAGAUGGCAGCUCUUGGAGAAAUGAGAUAACAGACUUAAUUGCCCGCUGGGACAAUGGGUACUUGGGCGACCAGGCCAGAUCCCAGCUGAUCACCUCAAGCAAUCUCCGCAUUGAUCUACAGGGGCUGCUGUACAUAGGAGGUCAACGAUACUAUAACCUACAAAUACAGCUUAAUGUCCACCGCCGGCCUCGGCAGAGCACCACAGUGUCCCAGGUCCUCAUACCUAGGGACAGUACAGUUCCAGACAGAUAUGUCCGAUUCGCCUUUGUGGAGAGCUUCCGCCGUCGGGCCAGGGUGACCAUGAGAGUAAACCGAUGUCAAAACAAUCAGUAUUGCUCAAUGUAAAUGUAAUUAAGAUGCAUCACUAGAAGCACUAGAAAGAACAUAGCAAGUUUACUAAAUGUUAGCGAAAAAUCUUGAGUUUUCUGUCAGAGAUUAUAUGCUACACUGUAAAUAACUGCUGUACAUUUACAGUGGAAUCAUGACUGUAUUCCUAAAAUACAGUAGAUUGCUGUAAAAAAAAUCAGGUGCAUUUGGGGAGAAAGAGUUCAUGCUUCUUGCCAAGUCAGUUAAACUGUCAGAUUUCAUAGUAAUCAGCUGUGAUUUACAGUGUAUGCUGGGAAAGCGGGUGGUACUCUGCGCAGUCUUCAGCUGGCUUUCUCUUAAUAUUGUAGUGAUGGUGGCGGGGCUUCCCAUUAUUCCCUGUGAUUUUGUCAGUUUUUGUUAAUUCACUUCUCUUUCUUUUAUCCACAGUCCAUCUCACAGGGGUUUUUGAUUUAACAUGUUCUUCUGCAAAGAUACAUUUGAAUCAAUGUGACAUGUUUUGCUAUUUUAACCAUGAUGGUGUCCUGUGUUUCAGUUAACUAGUUAAAGUACUAAUAAAAUGAAUAGAUAUUUCACUAUUGACUUCUUUUGUUUUCUUAAUAUAUGGUUUUAGGUGCAGUAAUUGCUGUAAUGUGAUGCUGAGUUCAUGGUGUGAUUAAGAUGAAGCACCAGGUUUACCUGUAGACCUUGUUUAGGAAAGUGUUUUUCAUCUCAACUGUCCUGGAAAUGACAAAUGUUGUGAGAUGUUUUUCUUUACUUUUACUUAAAUAAAACAAAGAAUUUACUACAA